Glycine soja is the source of this 4435-nucleotide messenger RNA. Its product is annotated as putative phospholipid-transporting ATPase 9. NCBI's taxonomy places the organism in Eukaryota, Viridiplantae, Streptophyta, Magnoliopsida, Fabales, Fabaceae. Gene Ontology annotation, biological process: phospholipid translocation. The transcript has 11 exons. The coding region runs from base 632 to 4132 and encodes 1166 amino acids. Gene Ontology annotation, cellular component: plasma membrane. Gene Ontology annotation, molecular function: ATPase-coupled intramembrane lipid carrier activity; magnesium ion binding; ATP hydrolysis activity. The record is from RefSeq and is a predicted model, not a curated record.
AAUUCGUUACUCUCUCCCUGCUCUUUGGGCUUUGCUUCUACGCCGACAACACAACAUCGUUUCCUCAAAUUUGUUGGUUCAUGGGAGAGAGUAAUUUACUCUUGGCAAGGCGCUGUCUAAGAAAAAAAAGUUACAAACAUGUCCCUUUCACUUUCACCCUCAUUCCCAAAAUGCCAACUUUCAAGCCUUUUUCUUCUCGUGACCACUUUACACCCAUGAUGUUUCAUCUUCUGUUCUGGGUAGUUCCACUUCUCCAAGGACACUUCACAUUGCUUAUCCCCAACAACAGUGUACUAUAGUUUCUCUUCCAUUUUCCACUUUUCCCUUCCUUCACCAUGAAGAUUGCGUAAUUUUGAGACAAGGGCCAAAAGGGGUUCUGAAUUUUUGUGUGGUUGUGGUGGUUUUGGUUGUUGACUCGUUAAAGUCAGUUCCUUUAUAAGCAUAGUGGUUAGUGAAGAUGCUUUAUUUUUGAGACUACUAGGGAAGGCUACCAAUUUGUCUGUAGUGUUGGACUUUGCUUCAUGGUUUGGGAAGACUAGAUAGUCCACCUUAUUGGCUCUUUCUGCCUUUAUUAUUAUUGCUAUUACUUUGGAACUUGGAUCGAUCACUUAUACUAUUUGGAUAGAAGAAGAUGAGGGGUGGGAGGAGGGGUAAGAUAAAGCUUCAGUUUAGCAAGAUCUACUCAUUUGCUUGUGGUAAAACAAUCUUCAAGAGGGAACAUUCAAAGAUUGGGGGACAUGGUCAUUCCAGGGUGGUUUUCUGCAAUGAACCAGAUAGAUUUGAGGGAGGGAUUUUCAAUUAUGCUGAUAAUUCUGUUAGGUCCACAAAGUAUACUGUUGCCACUUUCUUGCCCAAGUCACUGUUUGAGCAGUUUAGGAGGGUGGCUAAUUUCUACUUCUUGGUGGCUGGCAUCUUGGCCUUCACAAAGCUUACUCCUUAUACUGCCGUCAGUGCUAUCCUACCUCUGUCUAUCAUCAUCGGGGCAACUAUGGUGAAAGAGGGUAUUGAAGAUUGGCGCAGGAAAAAGCAGGACAUCGAGGUGAACAAUAGAAGAGUUAAGUUGCAUGAAGGUGAUGGCAUUUUCAAAUAUACUGAAUGGAAGAAUCUGAGAGUAGGGAAUAUAGUAAAGAUAAUGAAGGAUGAAUUCUUCCCUGCUGACCUCCUACUGAUUUCCUCCAGUUAUGAGGAUGCAGUUUGCUAUGUUGAGACCAUGAACUUGGAUGGUGAGACAAACUUGAAGAUAAAACAAGGGCUGGAUGUAACUUCUUCCUUACAGGAGGACUUCAAAUUCCAUGAUUAUAGAGCCGUCAUCAAAUGUGAAGACCCAAAUGCAAAUUUGUAUUCAUUUGUUGGGAGCAUGGAGUUUGGAGAGCAAAAAUAUCCUCUUUCUGCCCAACAACUUCUUCUGAGAGACUCUAAGCUUCGUAAUACAGACUAUGUGUUUGGAGCAGUCAUCUUUACUGGUCAUGACACAAAGGUUAUCCAAAACUCCACUGAUCCCCCUUCAAAAAGAAGCAAAAUUGAGAAGAAGAUGGAUAAGAUUAUAUACUUCUUGUUUUGUGUUUUAUUUCUAAUUGCAUUUGUUGGAUCUAUUCUCUUUGGCAUUGCAACCAAAGGUGACCUUGACAAUGGGUUAAUGAAAAGAUGGUAUCUAAGACCAGAUAGUUCCACAAUUUUUUUUGAUCCAAAAAGAGCAGCUGCAGCUGCUAUAUUUCAUUUUUUAACAGCCUUGAUGUUGUACAACUUCUUCAUUCCUAUCUCCUUGUAUUUCUCAAUAGAGAUGGUCAAAGUCCUUCAGAGCAUCUUCAUCAAUCAAGAUAUCCACAUGUACUAUGAAGAAGCUGACAAACCAGCCAUUGCCCGUACUUCAAACUUGAAUGAGGAACUUGGCCAAGUUGAUACAAUACUUUCCGAUAAAACUGGAACUCUGACCUGCAACUCAAUGGAGUUCAUCAAAUGUUCUGUUGCUGGGGUAGCUUAUGGCCGUGGUGUGACAGAGGUCGAGCAAGCCAUGGGUAGAAGUAAUGGUUCACCUAUUUUUCAUGAGCAUAUUAAUGGAUUAGAAUCAAAAUCAAAUGAAAUCAGGGACUCUCUUGAUAGAAAAGAACCUAUCAAAGGUUUUAACUUUACAGAUGAAAGGAUAAUGAAUGGAAACUGGGUUAAUGAGCCUUAUGCAGAUGUUAUACAGAAAUUUUUCCGCUUAUUGGCAAUUUGUCAUACUGCCAUACCAGAAGUGGAUGAAGAAACAGGAAAUGUCUCAUAUGAGGCUGAAUCUCCAGAUGAAGCAGCAUUUGUAAUUGCUGCAAGAGAAGUUGGUUUUAAAUUCUACAAAAGGACUCAGACUUGUUUGUCAAUAUAUGAGUUGGAUCCAGUUUCUGGCAAUGAAGUUGAAAGGACAUACAAGCUUCUUAAUGUUAUAGAAUUCAAUAGCUCAAGGAAGCGAAUGUCAGUGAUAGUGAAAGAUGAAGAAGGGAAAAUUUUUCUACUCUGUAAAGGUGCUGACAGUGUCAUGUUUGAAAGGCUUGCAAACAAUGGGAGGAAGUUUGAAGGGAAAACUGUGGAACAUGUGCGUGAAUAUGCUGACACAGGUCUAAGGACCCUAGUACUUGCCUAUUGCGAACUUGAUGAACAAGAAUACAAGGAGUUCGAUGAUAAAUUUUCUGAAGUAAAAAAUUCUGUCGUCGCAGAUCAGGAAACUCUGAUUGAAGAAGUAUCGGAUAAGAUUGAGAGGAAUCUAAUCCUUCUGGGUGCCACUGCUGUAGAGGACAAGCUCCAAAAUGGGGUUCCUGAUUGUAUCGACAAGCUUGCCCAAGCUAAGAUUAAGAUUUGGGUUUUGACUGGGGAUAAAAUGGAGACUGCCAUCAAUAUUGGUUUCUCUUGUCGCUUGCUUAGACAAGGAAUGAAACAGAUUAUAAUUCAUUUGGAGAUUCCAGAUAUUCAAGCAUUAGAAAAGGUUGGAGACAAGAUGGCUAUUGCCAAGGCAUCAAGGGAAAGUGUGCAUCAUCAGAUAUCUGAAGCUGCUCAACUGCUUUCAGCAUCCAGAGGGACCUGCCAGACAUCUGCUCUGAUAAUUGAUGGAAAAUCACUUACUUAUGCUCUAGAGGAUAAUAUGAAGAACAUGUUUCUAGAGCUUGCAAGUCAUUGUGCGUCUGUUAUCUGCUGUCGCUCAUCGCCAAAGCAGAAGGCUCUGGUUACUAGACUGGUCAAAUAUGGAACUGGUAAAACAACAUUAGCUAUUGGUGAUGGAGCUAAUGAUGUUGGAAUGCUUCAAGAAGCAGAUGUAGGGAUUGGAAUCAGUGGUGUCGAAGGAAUGCAGGCCGUUAUGUCUAGUGAUAUUGCAAUUGCACAGUUCCGGUAUUUGGAAAGAUUACUUCUUGUACAUGGACAUUGGUGUUACCGGAGGAUGUCAUCAAUGAUAUGCUAUUUUUUCUACAAGAAUAUCACAUUUGGCUUCACUCUAUUCUUGUAUGAGGUGUAUGCAUCAUUCUCCGGACAGCCUGCAUAUAAUGACUGGUUUUUGUCUCUCUAUAGUGUCUUCUUUUCAUCACUUCCUGUGAUUGCCCUUGGGGUCCUUGACCAGGAUGUAUCUGCCAGGUACUGUCUGAAGUUUCCUAUUCUAUACCAAGAAGGUGUGCAAAAUGUCCUCUUUAGCUGGCGUCUGAUACUUAGCUGGAUGCUUAAUGGAUUUAUUAGUGCCACAAUGAUAUUCUUCUUCUGCACAAAAGCGAUUGAGCCACAGGCCUUUAAUGAGGAGGGAAGAACUGCUGGAAGGGAUAUGCUGGCCGUGACGAUGUACACUUGUGUGGUCUGGGUUGUGAACUUGCAGAUGGCGCUUGCUAUACGUUACUUCACCUUGAUAAAACAUAUUUUCAUCUGGGGUUCCAUUGCUUACUGGUAUCUUUUCCUCAUGGUAUAUGGAGCAAUGCCUCCAAACAUUUCCACAAAUGUUUACAAAGUCUUCAUCGAAACUCUUGCCCCGUCUCCUUCCUUUUGGAUUGUGACAUUCUUUGUGGCGAUCUCAACUCUCAUACCAUACGUCUCAUGCUCAGUAAUUCAGAUGUGGUUCUUCCCCAUGUAUCACCAAAUGGUUCAGUGGAUAAGGUAUGAGAGGAAGACAAAUGGUCCUGAAUAAAAUACAGUGAUGUGAUGAGGCAAAAUAUCAUUGAGGCCAACUGAGUUCAACAGCACAUUUUGCAGCUGAGGCUAACCAUAGACAGAAUUACUAACCAUAGAUAAUACAUGUAUAAUUGUAUAUUGACAUGCAAAAGGGUCUAUUAAAGAAUUAUAACUACUUGACUGAAAACUUUAUAGUAUGUGGCACGAAUGGAAGUUGGAACGGUUGAGAAUGAGAUGGAGUGGGUCCUAUCUAGUGUAACAUACUGAGAUUUUAGUUGAAAAAUGUGAUUUGCUAUACCAUCUGGUGUGUUUGGAUUCA